CGCUGUAUUUACUCAGUUUAAAAUCUCGCUAUGGCCGACUGUGUACGCUUUACAGUUUAUAUGCAGUUUGUAUGGUAGGAGGUUUUUGCGCUUUAAUAGCUUUCCCGAUGUAGGGUAGAUGUGACGACAUAUCGCUAUAGCGUCCGCCAACUCAGUCACCAAUAGAUCGGCUCAGCGUACCGGAUCCCAUGUAGUAAUGUCUGUCCGGGGUAGCACCUCGCGUCGGAACAGGGAGUACCAUACACUUAGGGCCGAACUAUUGAGGGCCAAUUCCUUGUUUGUGGAUCCUGAGUUCCCGCCUAAUAAUACUUCCCUGACGUUUAAUGGUCAGACGCCACCAGGCUUCGCCAAAGUUGUGUGGAAACGACCAACGGACAUUGUUAAACAUCCAAAACUAUUUGUAAGAGGAGUGAGCAGAUUCGACCUUGACCAAGGAGCUUUGGGAAACUGCUGGUUUAUCGCCGGUGCGGCUGUAGUAGCAACCCACGGUAAACUUAUAGAACGAGUCGUCCCUAACGAUCAGGACUUCGAAGUCGAUUAUGCAGGUAUUUUCCACUUCAACUUUUGGUGGUACGGUAAGUGGACGGAGGUGGUCAUUGAUGAUUACCUGCCCACGGAUGGUUUCCGACUUAUAUAUGGCAGGAACAGGGAACAGCCGGACGAGUUCUGGCCAGCACUUCUCGAAAAGGCUUACGCCAAAAUACGUGGCUGCUACCAGGGAAUCGAUGGAGGGAAAUUGGACUAUGCCAUUGUCGACCUGACUGGAAGUAUAUCGGAGAGAAUAGAUAUGUCGAAUAAAUCAAAUGUACCCAGCAACCUGUACGACAUCAUGUGGAAAUGUUAUAAAAUGAAUUCCAUGCUAGGGGCGAGCAUUUCUUUGAAGUCCCCAAGCGGUUCCACAAGACGGGAAGUAGAACUACCAAAUGGACUGUUCAUGGGUCAUGCCUACAGUAUAACGGGGCUAGCUACAGUACCGUAUCGAGGGAUGUCCGUACAGCUGGUCAGACUGAGAAACCCAUGGGGACGUGACGAGUGGAAAGGCGACUGGUCAGACGGGUCUGACCAGAUGAGAAGCAUGUCACAGGAAGUCCGAAAACAGCUAAAUAUUGUUGUGAGGAACGACGGGGAAUUCUGGAUGUCCUACCACGAUCUGCUGCUAAACUUUGACGAAGUACAACUCUGUCACCUGCAACCGGAUGCUUUGACGUCGGAGAUAGUAAAUGAUGAGAAACAGGAGGCAUGGCAGGUCGUGGUGUACCAUGAUGCCUGGCUAAAAGGUGUUACUGCAGGGGGCUGUGGUAACAAACCGCAUCAGGAUCUUUACUGGAGGAAUCCCCAGUUCUUUAUCACACUGAAGGACGUAGACAACACGGACAGAAACAACAUGUGUACACUCAUCGUGUCCCUCAUAGAGAAGGAACAGGACAACAGAAACAAGGUGGCAAUGGCCUUCGACAUUUAUAGACUCAAGAAUCCACAGAGAAGACCGCUGGAUGGCGAUUCUUUGUCAAGAAAUGCUCUUCUUCUACAAAAAUCUUCCGGUACAUACGAAUUCUAUAGAGAGAAAACGAAACGGUUUGAACUUACACCUGGAACGUAUGUCGUCAUCCCUAGUACGUUUUACCCGAAUGUAGAGUCACAAUUCAUGCUACGAUUCUUCACAGAAAAACCUUUUGACAGUGGUGUUCUGGAUGAAGAGCCUGGGCCUGGACCAUCAUCCACCGUCACAACACCGAUGGAAGAUCCUACUAAAGCUAUUUACAAAAGAUGCACCAAAGAAGAUGGAAAGAUGUAUGCGAGAGAAUUAAAGCAUUUUUUAAGGGAACUGACUGUUCUUGAACACAAGGAACCGAUCAAGUUUAGCACUGAAACUUGUAGAAGCUUAGUGACUCUGAUGGAUAGAAAUCGUUCUGGGGCGCUGGACUAUGAUGAGGCGUUGAAGGCCUGGAAGGAGAUCCAGGGAUUCAGGGCUGUAUUCAAACAGUCCGACGUGGAUGAAUCCGGAAAUGUAAACACGUACGAACUUGGGAAAAUGUUUGCUAAGCUAGGUUUCCCUAUCAGUAGAAUGGUGCUGACUGGCAUAGUACGACGAUACGGUGGAAGGGAUAACUCUAUAUCUCUGCCCGACUUCAUCGUCAUCUUGUGUAAAUUAACAGUGAUGUAUAGUCUAUACCAAGACCAUUCAGGCGGAGCAGACACAGCUAAAAUCAGCAUGAAUGAGUUUUUGUAUUUCUCCAUGUUCUGUUGAUGGAAGAGACAGUACACACAGUGUGAGCCGUCACAUUACUGUCGUCACAACAGAAACACGCCAUGGAUGGGUAUGUGUGAGCACGCUACUGUGUUAACAUGACCAGAGGAAAGAAUAAUAGAAUAUUUCGUAAAAUUGUAACGUUCCGUUGCAAUUCCGAUUAUGUGUACGCUUGGAAAAAAUGCCCAAAUCAUCUUAUUUCCACUAGAUUUGUGGAAGAAAUAUGCUUUCUAAAAAAAAAGGCAUUACAACUCAAGUCUAUAAAAUUAUUUUGUUGACUUUUAAUAAUGUUUAAUAGAUUGUGUGAAUUUAAUGGGAUAAAGGAAAUGUUUAACUUUUUUUUGUAGAAUCAUUAAGUAAAUGUGAUAAUCAAUUUGGACGACAAUUUUGUAGUGUAUCGAAUAUUUUAGUCUUCUGUUUUAUAGCAGUAGUUCUCAGGUACUAAUUUACGCAAUAUUUGAUGCAAGUUUCAGUUGCUUUUUGAUGAAUUACACAUUUGAUUAUGCUCAUCAUUCAGAGAGAAAGCCCAUACUUUUACAAUUAAACUACCUUUGAAUACGUUCUCAACUAUUGACGUGAUAUAUGUGCUUUUGGCCAACGGUCAAGAGAAAACGCCUAUUAAACAAAGGCAAGAACACAAAGAAGAAAAAGUAUUGUAACUUAUCUGGCGAGUUUUAACACUGUUAAGAGUGUCUCUUUUAUUUGUUAUCUUUGAAGAUCUGUUUAUUUCUUGUCGAAACUGCAACCGUGUUGUCAUUUGUCAUAUCACCAUUAACCUUUUCACCCCUAUGCACAUUUCGCUGACUCAUUAUGGAUUGAUCUGGAUGAGUCUAUGAUGGUCUACAGUGUGAGACAGUUAACAUAUGGUACUGCAGUCACAUCUGAAAUCGGAUUAGGAAGCAUCCUAAAUCUAUAGUUGUUUGCAAAUAUCAAUUGAAAUAGUUACAAUGGUGUUGAGUACAUGCAGAGUUGUAACAGAUUUGUAAUCUUUUCUCGUUAUAAUAGUUAUGAUUUAUGGACAUAACUUAAUCAUAAAUUUAUGGAAGCAACAAUCAAUGAUUCGGUUUAUUUUAUUUCCAUGACAACGAAUGUAUGUCUCAAUUAUCAUGCUGUAAUUGAUCAUUAUAUACUGUUGCAUAAUGAAUACUGUAGCAUAUUUUAAUAUAUAUUGGUGGUCUUUACGUGUCCUUUUUUUCUGUUUAAUCCAUGAUUGUGAAUUUGUUCGGGCAGCUGUGGUAGCAUUUUGGAGGCAAGGGAUGAUGGGUGAUGUUAUGCGAGGAGAUUGCCGGGAAUGUUUAGUGCUACGCGGAUAAAAUGAUGAAAACCUCCUCUUUUGUUGCUUAUCUUAUCUGUAGUUAUUUUAUAACAAUUUAUAAUUUUGAAAUAAUUGUUUUCAAUAAAGACAUUUUAAAUUCA
Mizuhopecten yessoensis (Yesso scallop) is the source of this 3664-nucleotide messenger RNA. RefSeq names its product calpain-9-like. The coding region runs from base 197 to 2248 and encodes 683 amino acids. Gene Ontology annotation, cellular component: cytoplasm. Gene Ontology annotation, biological process: proteolysis. Lineage: Eukaryota; Metazoa; Mollusca; Bivalvia; Pectinida; Pectinidae. Gene Ontology annotation, molecular function: calcium ion binding; calcium-dependent cysteine-type endopeptidase activity. The record is from RefSeq and is a predicted model, not a curated record. The transcript is spliced from 20 exons.